Manis javanica (Malayan pangolin) is the source of this 1993-nucleotide messenger RNA. It is a transcript of the gene GPS1, whose product is annotated as G protein pathway suppressor 1. The record is from RefSeq and is a predicted model, not a curated record. Gene Ontology annotation, cellular component: COP9 signalosome. Lineage: Eukaryota; Metazoa; Chordata; Mammalia; Pholidota; Manidae.
GCGGCCCCUUUAAGAGCCGCUCCGCCCGCUCCGCGACCCGGAAGUGGCGUCCGCGCUGCCCCGGAAGUGGACGGCGCGCCGCGGCGGGGUGGGUGAAGAUGCCGCUGCCGGUCCAGGUGUUCAACUUGCAGGGGGCCGUGGAGCCCAUGCAGAUUGACGUGGACCCCCAGGAGGACCCGCAGAAUGCGCCUGAUGCCAACUACGUGGUGGAGAACCCCACCCUGGAUCUGGAGCAGUAUGCAGCCAGCUACAGUGGUCUGAUGCGCAUUGAGCGACUGCAGUUCAUUGCUGACCACUGCCCCCCUCUGCGGGUGGAGGCUCUGAAGAUGGCGCUCUCUUUCGUGCAGAGGACUUUCAAUGUGGACAUGUACGAGGAGAUCCACAGGAAGCUCUCUGAGGCUACCAGGCUGCAGGCUUCUGCGGUCAGGACCGCCCCCGUGCCCCCGUGCCGGCUGGGCGCUCUCCUGUGGGGGCCAGGGCCGCUGGGAGGCGCCUACCCGCCUGCACAUCGGCCCCUGACGGCCAGGUCCUCCCUCAGGGAGCUGCAGACUGCACCCGACGCCAUCCCUGAGAGUGGCGUGGAGCCCCCACCCCUCGACACAGCUUGGGUGGAGGCCACCCGGAAGAAGGCCCUGCUGAAGCUGGAGAAGCUGGACACAGACCUGAAGAACUACAAGGGCAACUCCAUCAAGGAGAGCAUCAGGCGCGGCCAUGAUGACCUGGGUGACCACUAUCUUGACUGUGGGGACCUCAGCAAUGCCCUCAAAUGUUACUCCCGUGCCCGAGACUACUGCACCAGCGCCAAGCACGUCAUCAACAUGUGCCUCAACGUCAUUAAGGUCAGCGUCUACUUGCAGAAUUGGUCUCACGUGCUGAGCUACGUCAGCAAGGCCGAGUCCACCCCGGAGAUUGCCGAGCAGCGUGGGGAGAGAGACAGCCAGACCCAGGCCAUCCUCACCAAGCUGAAGUGCGCUGCAGGCCUGGCCGAGCUGGCCGCACGCAAGUACAAACAAGCUGCGAAGUGCUUUCUGCUGGCCUCAUUCGAUCACUGUGAUUUCCCCGAGCUGCUUUCCCCAAGCAACGUGGCCGUCUAUGGUGGCCUGUGUGCCUUGGCCACCUUCGACCGGCAGGAACUGCAGCGCAAUGUCAUCUCUAGCAGCUCCUUCAAGUUGUUUUUGGAGCUUGAGCCACAGGUCCGGGACAUAAUCUUCAAAUUCUAUGAGUCCAAGUAUGCUUCGUGCCUGAAGAUGCUGGAUGAAAUGAAGGACAACCUGCUUUUGGACAUGUACUUGGCCCCCCAUGUCAGGACCCUGUAUACCCAGAUUCGCAACCGUGCCCUCAUCCAGUAUUUCAGCCCCUAUGUGUCGGCUGACAUGCGCAAGAUGGCCACGGCCUUCAACACCACCGUGGCGGCCCUGGAGGACGAGCUGACACAGCUCAUCCUGGAGGGGCUCAUCAACGCCCGGAUUGACUCCCACAGCAAGAUCCUGUACGCCAGGGAUGUGGACCAGCGCAGCACCACCUUUGAGAAGUCCCUGCUCAUGGGCAAGGAGUUCCAGCGCCGUGCCAAAGCCAUGAUCCUGCGGGCAGCCGUGCUGCGCAACCAGAUCCACGUCAAGUCACCUCCCCGAGAAGGGAACCAGGGGGAGCUGACGCCAGCCAACAGCCAGUCCCGAAUGAGCACCAACAUGUGAAGGUGCCCUGCCCCACCCUGAGCACCUGGGGCCCACCAGCCCUGGGCCCCCACCUGGGCUUCCAUUGCCCAGCUUCCUAAUGCCCCCUCCACCCUGCUGGCCCCUGUGUGUGUGUGUGUGGCGGGGGGGGGGACCCCGGGAGGCAGGCUGCCAGUCCGGGCCCUUCUGGAGAGGCCUGCAGAAAGGCUUCUGGGCGUGGCCCCAGGGCUCUGCUGGGGCACCGCCUCUCCUGUUGUUGUGCCCUUGGGAUUACAGAGCUGUUGAAUCGUGAUCCAUUAAAGGGCAGCCUGAGAACACCA